AUGUCCAUCGACUCGGCAUAUCCGGACAAUCAUGUGGAUGAAUCGUUCCUCAAUCUCCUACUCCUCAACGCCGAGCCCGUGUCGUACUCGUACGCCGAGGCGGUCGAAGGCACACUGGUACUGACGCAGAGGCUGGUCAUUGUGGCCGUCUUUGUCGUCGCUUUUCUGCUCACGCUUGAUGAGACCAUGAGCGUGAACACGCUCAUCAUCAUCAACGUGGCCACGCUGGUGGGUGGCUACGGGGUGUUUGUGGCGCUCACGCCGUCGUUGGCAUCGGGCAGGUGGCGCAGCAUGGUCCGCCACAAUGCCAAGACGCUAGCGAUUGUGUAUCUUACCCUUCUGAUUGUCUCGCCGGUCCUGAAGACGCUGACUGACUCGUUCUCCAACGACACAAUCUGGGCGCUGUCGACGCUCUUUAUGCUCCUGCACAUCCUCACAGCCCACUACGAGCGGUCGGCCAAUGCGCUUCCAUCUGUCCAGCAGACGCCGUUUUCGUUCAACGCCGCCAUUUUCGCCUCUGUCCUCCUUGUCUCGCGGCUCCCGUCGGCCAUCCACGUCUUUGCGCUCAUCUCGUUUGCCAUCGAGAUAUUUGCGCUCGCGCCGCUCUUCAACCAUCGACUCCACUCGUACUCGCUGCGGGCCUCGAUUGCGGUGACCGUGAGCCAGGCGUGCGGAGUGACCGGACUCCUUGCCUCAACAUACUCGAUGUUUCUCGGCGUAGCCUUUGGCCUCUCGCUCCUCUUCAUCACCUUUGUGGCCCCAGCCGGACUCCUCCUCAUCCGGCGGUACAAGAACACCAUCAACGGCCCGUGGGACGAGGCGCGGCCAUCAUUGGGCACCUGA
This is a messenger RNA of Thecamonas trahens ATCC 50062, 843 nucleotides long. RefSeq names its product phosphatidylinositol N-acetylglucosaminyltransferase subunit C. The record is from RefSeq and is a predicted model, not a curated record. Gene Ontology annotation, biological process: GPI anchor biosynthetic process. Bases 1 to 843 code for a protein of 280 amino acids. Lineage: Eukaryota; Apusomonadida; Apusomonadidae. Gene Ontology annotation, cellular component: membrane; glycosylphosphatidylinositol-N-acetylglucosaminyltransferase (GPI-GnT) complex. The transcript is spliced from 2 exons.